This is a messenger RNA of Diachasma alloeum, 3534 nucleotides long. It is a transcript of the gene SPoCk, whose product is annotated as calcium-transporting ATPase type 2C member 1. Gene Ontology annotation, biological process: calcium ion transmembrane transport; intracellular calcium ion homeostasis; manganese ion transport. The record is from RefSeq and is a predicted model, not a curated record. Gene Ontology annotation, cellular component: Golgi membrane; endoplasmic reticulum; plasma membrane. Bases 215 to 2935 code for a protein of 906 amino acids. Gene Ontology annotation, molecular function: P-type calcium transporter activity; ATP hydrolysis activity; ATP binding. Lineage: Eukaryota; Metazoa; Arthropoda; Insecta; Hymenoptera; Braconidae. The transcript is spliced from 6 exons.
UCCGAAGAUGAGAUUAAUUCUCAAUUCCGGAAUGUUCUGCGAUGGUUGAAAAGGGGGAAAUGUGUCGUUGAGUUAUUUUUUUAUCGAAUUGUGCACACUUGAGCACACGAGUGUCACGGAAUACGUGAUGAGCGGGUGAAUGGACGAUCAAACAUUGACAGUUGGCGGACGAUAAAAAUUCUUUGAGUUGGAGAAAGAAAAAGUCGAGGAGGAGAUGUGGCUGACAACGGGCGAGGCGGCGAGCCUCGGUGCUGAUGAGGUAGCAGCAAGACUGCACGUUGACACGAGAAAUGGCCUUUGGUGGCAAGAAGCCGAGCAGAGAAGAAAAUUAGUAGGAUACAACGAAUUAACGGUCAAAGAGGAGGAUCCAACGUGGAAAAAAUACAUCGAACAGUUCAAAAAUCCGUUGAUUCUGUUGUUACUUGGAUCGGCAUUCGUCAGUGUGUGCAUGAAGCAGUUUGACGAUGCAGUCAGUAUUACAGUUGCCAUUAUUAUAGUUGUAACAGUAGCCUUCGUCCAGGAGUAUCGUUCGGAGAAGUCUCUGGAGGAAUUGAAUAAAUUGGUACCUCCAACCUGUCAUUGCCUCCGAGAAGGACGAGUCGAGACAUUUCUCGCUCGAAACCUAGUCCCAGGUGACGUAGUCCUCCUGAACAUUGGAGAUCGUGUACCAGCAGACAUAAGGAUCUACGAAGCAAUAGAUUUAUCAAUCGACGAGAGUAGUUUCACGGGUGAAACUGAACCUGCGAGAAAAUCAACAGCCCCCCUGCUGAAAAGCAAUGGUCACACCUCGAAGAAGAACAUUGCAUUCAUGGGGACACUGGUGCGUUGUGGGAAUGGCAAGGGGAUUGUCAUCAACACUGGUGAGAAGAGUGAAUUUGGGGAGGUAUUCACCAUGAUGAUGGCUGAGGAGGCACCGAAGACACCUCUCCAGAGGAGUAUGGACAUUCUCGGUGCCCAAUUGUCCUCUUACUCAUUCUGCAUAAUAGCCUUUAUCAUGAUGCUUGGGUGGAUCCAGAAGAAGGCGUUCCUGGAGAUGCUGACGAUAAGCGUGAGUUUGGCAGUGGCAGCCAUUCCAGAGGGCUUGCCGAUCGUCGUGACAGUCACACUGGCCCUGGGGGUCAUGAGGAUGGCGAAACGAAAGGCUAUUGUCAAGAAACUCCCCACUGUCGAGACCCUGGGGUGUGUCAACGUCAUCUGCUCAGACAAAACAGGAACGAUAACUAAAAACGAAAUGACAGCCACCAUUAUCGUCACUCCAGAGGGCUAUGUGGCUGAUGUCACGGGUACUGGUUACAAUGAUCGAGGAAAAGUUCGCAUACGAAAAUGUGAUAGUGCAGAUUCAGCAAAAAAUUCAAUUACUAAUCUUCUGGAAGUUGGCUGUAUAUGCAAUAACGCUGUCAUUCAGAAUGAUACGCUGCUGGGGCAGCCCACGGAGGGGGCGAUUGUGGCUGCUGCAAUGAAGUAUGGGAUGUAUGGAACUGCUGACAAAUAUCUCAGACUCCAGGAGUAUCCUUUCUCCUCGGAUCAGAAGAUGAUGGCUGUCAAGUGCAUCUCAAAAUACUCGGAGGACAAGCAGGAGAUUUAUUUUGUUAAAGGUGCACUUGAGAAGAUUCUGCCACAGUGCACCAAGUACUCGAAUAAUGGACAGCUGUAUCCACUCAAUCAGAAGAAGGAUCACGAGUUUUUGGCUGAGGCUUAUGAGAUUGGCCAGCAGGGGCUGAGGGUCAUUGGAUUGGCUCGUGGAACGUCACUGCAGGAUCUGGUUUAUGUGGGACUGAUUGGAAUCUGCGAUCCUCCGAGGGAGGGCGUCAGGGAGGCCAUCACUACUCUGGCUAAUAGUGGGGUCAAGGUGAAAAUGGUGACUGGCGAUGCUAAGGAGACUGCUGGGGCCAUUGCCAGCAUGAUUGGCCUUGACACUAUUCACAUGAAACUCAUGUCUGGGGACGAGAUUGAGGGGAUUUCUGAGCCUGAGCUGGAGCAGGUGAUCGAUAAUGUCAGUGUUUUUUAUCGUGUCACACCCAGGCAUAAGUUGGCUAUUGUCAAGGCUCUUCAGAGGAAUGGGAAUAUUGUGGGGAUGACUGGGGAUGGGGUCAAUGAUGGGGUGGCACUGAAAAAGGCUGACAUUGGAAUCGCCAUGGGGAAGAAUGGCACUGACGUCUGCAAAGAGGCUGCUGAUAUGAUACUCGUUGAUGAUGACUUUCAGACCAUCAUCGCUGCCAUCGAAGAGGGCAAGGGCAUAUUCUAUAAUAUCAGGAAUUUCGUCAGGUUUCAGCUGAGCACCAGCAUCGCUGCUCUUGCUCUCAUCGCUCUUGCCACUCUCAUGAGCAUUCCUAAUCCUCUGAAUGCCAUGCAGAUUCUCUGGAUUAAUAUCAUUAUGGAUGGACCACCUGCACAGAGUCUGGGGGUCGAGCCUGUUGACAAGGAUGUGCUGAAACAGAAGCCCAGGGAUACCAAAGAACCCAUGAUCACUAGGAGUUUAAUUGUCAAUGUUCUGCUCUCGGCUGCUAUUAUUAUUCUGGGGACUCUCUGGGUGUUCAAUCGGGAGAUGAGCUCCAUGGGCAUCACUGCGAGGGACACCACCAUGACUUUCACGUGCUUUGUGUUCUUUGAUAUGUUCAAUGCACUCAGCUGUCGGUCGCAGACGAAGUCAAUUUUUACCAUUGGUUUUCUCAGCAAUAAAAUGUUCUUGGUUGCUGUGACACUGUCGGUCAUUGGGCAGAUGCUGGUGAUUUAUUUUCCACCGCUGCAGAGCGUCUUUCAGACUGAAGCACUCACUGCUAAAGACAUAAUAUUUUUGGUGGGUCUCACAUCCAGUGUUUUCAUCAUCAGCGAGAUAAAGAAGUUCCUAGAGCGCCAGUGGGAGUCUCGACGAACGAGUGGACGGUAUUACAAAUACAAGAAGCUGAAAAACAACAUCUCCAAAGUACAUGGAUAAAUCUUUAAAACGAGGUAAAGCGUUUGUUUCCUCGAUUCAUGAACAACAUUUGUUUAACUACUUUUGUCAUCACGCGGAAUGUGAGGACUUAUUCAAUUGCUGAUUAUGAAGUAAGUGAUGAGCUUGCUUGUGGAAAAUUAUUGUUUUUUUAGACGUAUGGCAAAAUUUAGUCGAAAAAUCUUGUCAAAAAGUCGAUUUUUCUCGUCGACUCGAUAUUUUUUAUAGGCAAAAGUCUGCAGAUUUUGAUUUUUCUAGAAGAUUUCAUGAGCAAGAAUUUUCCGAAUCGUUUUUAUUUCAUUUUAUUAUGAGAACGGAAUGAAAUUCAGCAGAAAAAAUAUGAAAAAGUAAUGUCAAAGGAUUUCCGUGGAGAAAUAAAAAUCUAUGGACUUUCUCAUGUGUGAAAAAAAUUAAUAGAAAAAUUCUCUUAAAAAUUGUACAGAUGUGUCGUUUGUUUUUCAACAAAUGUUUUUUAUAGAGAAGAGUCUAUAGAUGUCGAUUUUUCUAUGAGAAUUCUUGAACAAGAAUUUUUCAAGUUUUCUUUUUGGAUCUUAUUAUAAAAUUAGAAUGAAGAAAGAAAUUAAAUUGUAUUAAAAAAUAUA